UUUUGUGAUAUCGUUUGUUUACAGUAAGACGUCAGUAAUCACUGUGUUAUCAUCUAUAUGUGUUUCUACGUACGCGAUAACGUACACUGAUACCUGAAUAUAAAUGAACAGAUGGCGUACCGUCUAGCCAACGACAUGUGCGCGCCGCAGCAGUUCCCGAUCCCAAUGCUGCACUCGCACGCCGCGGCUGCCGCGGCCGCCGCCGACGCCGCACCGGACGGCGUCAGCGAACUGGAGAUGCGUUACCGCAAGCGGCAGCGCGUGUCCGACGACGGAGCGUUCGCCGGCCUGCAGCACCCGCCGCCGUGGAGGGAGUGCGAUCCGAUGUCGGCGGCCGGCGCGGGCAACUUCGCGAACACGCUGCAGCACGCGUACUCGGGACUGUGGACCAACACGCAGAUCUCGCCGAUCUUCUAUCCGCGGACGCUCGACACGUACUACGACCAGUCGGCGUCCGCCGCGGUCAUGUCGGCGAGCAACUUCCUCAAUGGGCCGUCAUUCGCGCCGAUGAAGAGCGAAGAGUCGCUGUACAACCGCGCGGCGGCCGCCGCGUCCGUCACCGACUGCGCACUCGAGCAGGGUGACGACGGCCGCGGGAAGACGCACGGCGGCCACUCCCGCGCCACCGCCGGAUACCUACCUCCCGGCGUCGUGUCAGCGCCCGCGGCGAACACGGCCGCUGCGCCGACGCCGUUCUCGUGGGCGCCGCCGCCGCCGCCGAUCGACAUCAACAUGCAGUUCCUGCAGAUCGAGCGCGAGCUGUGCGCUCUGCUGCGUCCGCUGACGUUCUCGGAGCCAGUCACGCAUGUGUACAACCCGCUCGAGUACGCGCACCAGCCGCACAGCGACUACGUGAUGAAGUACCUGCAGGGACCGAAGCGCGUCAUGUUCCUCGGCAUGAACCCGGGACCGUACGGCAUGGCGCAGAACGGGGUUCCCUUCGGUGACGGUAAUCACGUUAGAGAUUGGUUGAAAGUACAAGGAGAAGUAUACAAGCCACGGCCCGAACACCCAAACAGACCCAUCGUGGGGCUUGCCUGCACGCGCAGUGAGGUGAGUGGUUCUAGAUUCUGGGGUUUCUUCAAGGAGAAAUGCCAUACUCCAGACGCUUUCUUCCGCCACUGCUUCGUGCACAACUACUGCCCCCUGGCGUUCAUGUCGAAAACGGGCAAGAACAUCACGCCACCGCAGUUCUGCAUAUCGCAGCGAAAGAGCCUGCAGGAGAUCUGCGGUGGCGCCCUCUGCAGGACGAUCGCGCUGCUGCAGGUGGAGACGGUCGUCGCCAUCGGCAAGUACGUCGAGGCGCAGACGCGGGCGGCGCUGCGCGACGCCGGCAUGGAGCACACGGUGCGGCUCGCGCGCAUCAUGCACCCGAGUCCGAUCAAUCCGAACGCGAACAAGGGCUGGGCCGACGUCGUCACCGCCCAGCUCGAGGAACUCGACCUCAUGAAGUACCUGACGCCGCCGCCGCCGCAACACGACGGCGAGUAG
Priapulus caudatus is the source of this 1491-nucleotide messenger RNA. RefSeq names its product single-strand selective monofunctional uracil DNA glycosylase-like. The record is from RefSeq and is a predicted model, not a curated record. Bases 112 to 1491 code for a protein of 459 amino acids. Gene Ontology annotation, biological process: base-excision repair. NCBI's taxonomy places the organism in Eukaryota, Metazoa, Priapulida, Priapulimorpha, Priapulimorphida, Priapulidae. The transcript has 4 exons. Gene Ontology annotation, molecular function: single-strand selective uracil DNA N-glycosylase activity; oxidized pyrimidine nucleobase lesion DNA N-glycosylase activity.